Messenger RNA from Microdochium trichocladiopsis, 521 nucleotides. RefSeq lists its product as uncharacterized. The record is from RefSeq and is a predicted model, not a curated record. The transcript is spliced from 2 exons. The coding region runs from base 91 to 267 and encodes 58 amino acids. NCBI's taxonomy places the organism in Eukaryota, Fungi, Ascomycota, Sordariomycetes, Xylariales, Microdochiaceae.
UCGUUAUUGUGGUAAAUAUGCACGGUCAACUCCCGAAUGUACAGCACUACAUGAUCCUCGUGUUGGCCCAAGCAGCAAUGUGCUCCGUCCAUGAAUUUUCCACAUGACACCCAGGGCUCCAUUAACUUGACGCCGAUCUUUAUUAUCGCAACCGACCUCCUGCUAUUAUUUUCUGAACUCCCGAAAAGCCGGCGCCACCUCAUGCCCUUCAACUUUUGUCACUUCAGAGAUUCUGACAUUGUUCAAGCUGGCAACGAAUUGCCUUAGUUGUGCGUCAUCUUCGUUACGACCACAUUAUGGUCGUACAUGUGUAUGUGGGAUAUUGGGGUUGGACUGAAGUGACCCUGGCUGCAAUACAGCUUGUGUAGGUUUGGUGUGGCAAAAGGGGACUGAUUAUUGGGCGAUAUCAUGUGGUUUGUCGCCGGGAAUAGUCAGAUUGUUCUAGCGUCACACUGCAUAUGCUAGACGUUUUGGUGCCCUGAUGCGAGUUCCGGCAAGUAUUAAAACUACUGCAAUAAUCC